Messenger RNA from Paramuricea clavata, 539 nucleotides. The record is from the annotation of a GenBank genome assembly. Lineage: Eukaryota; Metazoa; Cnidaria; Anthozoa; Malacalcyonacea; Plexauridae.
AUGGAUGUUUGGAGCAGGAUAAAGAUUGACGAAGCAGUUGGUUCAGCAAAGCUAAGGAAAUUGCAGAAGAUUGGUGACACUAUAUGGUGGCCUAAGCAGGCAACAUUAGAAACAAUUUUUUGUCCGUAUAACAAUAAAAAAACAUAACGUAUUUUGUCAUGCUAAAGGUACUGAAUGAUAUUGUGAAUCUGCCCAAAUUCAAUGCAAAGGCAUCUAUUGAGGCCUCGACGUUGCUUGAAAAAUGGUUCCAAUCAGUAACAUUUUAACUGCAUAUUUUCUACUUCUUGUGCGUAGUAUUUUACGUCAAGCAUCCGAUUACUUGCAAACAAGUGGUUUGGAUUACCUUAGUACUUGGAACAUGGUGCAGUCAUCAAAAGACGAGAUACACAGAAUCUCAUAUGACACCACUGUAUGAAGCAUCAAUUAAUUUUACCCAGUCAAUGAAUGCCAAACUGGCUGAAGACGAUCUUGACAACAUUAAAGUUGAAUCGAAACUAGAAGAUUCAAGAGUAAUGGAGAGCAAGCAUCUGAUAUGCUAG